AUGGCUACUGUUACUCGUCAACCUUUUGCUCCUCUUGAUGGGUCUAGACUUCAAUCCCUCACAAGUCUCAAGAAUAGGCAAAACGCUGCUCCUACGUCUACUUCUGCCGGAAAACGAAAAGCUGAAUUAAUUGAUACCGACGACUUUGAAAAUGUUGAUCCUUCAGCUUUUGCCAAACGAUCCAAGGGAUCCAAGGAUAUUCUCAAGCCUUCAUCAAUCAUCCUAAAGGCCGCUUCUCUACCUGCACCUUCACCUAGCCUCCCCGCUCCAUCUGCCAUCCCUAGUCGCCUCACCAGUCCUACCAAACCUCGACGAACUCUCCAAGCAAAGUCUCCCAACAAGCUCAACACCGGAAUCACCAAGUCUUCUCCCCUUCACGCACCCGCUGGACGAUCUCCUACCCGAGGAAAGCGAUCUGGCAUUACGUCAAGCCGACGACGAACUCUUGGACGUAUUGAUCCUCCUACUCUUCUUGGUGCCGCUGCUCCCUUCUCUCUCGAUGCUGCUCUCAAGGGCACAAUCCCUGGAUAUGGCGCAAAGGCUGCCACUGCCAAGCCUGUCACUCUUGAUGAGCCAGACAUGAAGGCCAGCUGGUUCUUUGAGAUUCAUGAGGAUACUCCCGAACAAGAAAUGACCAACCUUCUCCAACACAGCACAUGCACACUCGACAUUUCAUCUGACGAAGAAAGCGAGCGCAAGCGAAACAGGGAUCGCGCAGAGGGUCGCGACAAGGAGAAUGUUCCUCCUCCCGACGACGUAUCCCAAACUCGUCGCGCACCAAGGGCUGACGACAUGGUCGUUGAGAAGGAGCGUGUCGCAUUGGGAGAGAUGAACACUGCCGACUUUUACGCUGAGGGAUGUGACGAGACAUCAGUUAUUCUUGUGCCAGAAGAUGAGCCCGAGCCAAAUGUUUUGGAGUCUGUACUGGAAGUGCCGGAGGUAUCAGAGUCAAUUGACUUGAAGCCUAUCGACCCUACAACAGAAGAUAUUGAUAACCUCAUGGCCAAGCCUACAGAAGGCACAUCAAAAGCUGCUGUUUUGGAACCAAUCGAAGGAACUGGGGAAAGUUUUGAGCUAUGGGAAAGCGGCAGCGCACACGAUGAAGCUGACGCAACUUCAUGA
Fusarium coffeatum is the source of this 1122-nucleotide messenger RNA. RefSeq lists its product as uncharacterized. The record is from RefSeq and is a predicted model, not a curated record. The transcript is spliced from 2 exons. NCBI's taxonomy places the organism in Eukaryota, Fungi, Ascomycota, Sordariomycetes, Hypocreales, Nectriaceae. The coding region runs from base 1 to 1122 and encodes 373 amino acids.